This is a messenger RNA of Spinacia oleracea (spinach), 2634 nucleotides long. Its product is annotated as putative receptor protein kinase ZmPK1. Lineage: Eukaryota; Viridiplantae; Streptophyta; Magnoliopsida; Caryophyllales; Amaranthaceae. The record is from RefSeq and is a predicted model, not a curated record. Gene Ontology annotation, molecular function: protein serine/threonine kinase activity; ATP binding. The coding region runs from base 22 to 2475 and encodes 817 amino acids. Gene Ontology annotation, biological process: recognition of pollen; protein phosphorylation. The transcript has a single exon.
UCCUAGGAAGCAUGCAAUAAAAUGAAUGGCAAAAAACUCAGUUGCAAUUCAAUGACAAACCAAACCACACUCUUCUUGAUCAUGUUCUUUGUUUUCGGAUCUAUAUUGUCUACAACAGUUGUAGCUUCGAGUUUCCUCCGAAGAAGCGCUUCUUUAACCGUUAAAGACUCGUCUUUAACUUCCCCUGACAAAACUUUCAGUUGUGGGUUUUAUAGCAUUGGAUCAACCAAUGCUUAUUACUUGUCAAUUUGGUUCACAAAUUCAAAUGACAAAACUGUUGUUUGGGUAGCCAACCGAGACAAGCCGGUUAACCGGCGUGGCUCCAAGCUGUCUCUAAGAAGAAACGGUGUGAUGGUGUUGACAGACUUUGAUGGAACAACGGCUUGGGAAACAAAUACAACCGCCACAUCCAAUGUUGAUAGAGUUGAGCUUCUCAACACAGGGAACCUUGUUCUGAAGGACAAUGCUGGUAAUAUUCUUUGGCAAAGCUUUGAUUUUCCUACUGAUACUUUACUUCCGAGUCAACUGUUUACAAAGAACAAAAGAUUGGUGUCUAAGGUUGGUUCUCAGAUGUUUGGUUUGGGGUCUUUUAGUUUCUUUUUUGAUACUGAUAAUGUGCUUAAAUUGGUAUAUGAUGGUCCUGAAAUUUCAAGUAUUUAUUGGCCUGAUACUCAAUUAGAAGCAUAUCAGAAUGGUAGAACAAAUUACAAUAAUAGUAGGGUUGCAAUGCUUGAUGAUACUGGCAUGUUUUCUUCAAGUGAUCAGUUACAGUUUAGUGUUUCAGAUGUUGGUGAUGUUCAUGUUAGGAUCAAAAGACGAUUAACAUUAGAUUAUGAUGGGAAUUUGCGGGUUUAUAGCUUGAAUGAGUCAUCUGGAUUUUGGUACAUAACAUGGCAAGCAGUUGCAAAACCAUGUGAUGUACAUGGUCUUUGUGGUAGAAAUGGUGUCUGUGUUUACACACCAGACCCUAAAUGUAGUUGCCCUCCUAACUAUGAGCCUGCUGAUUUAACUGACUGGAGUAAAGGGUGCAAUCCAAAGUUUAACAGAAGUUGCGCAGACUCAGAGUUCGUUGAGAUUACCCACGUUGAUUACUUUGGGUUUGAUCUCAACCGAAGCAGACCUGCUUCUUUUGAAGAGUGUAAACAACUCUGCUUGGGAGAUUGUCGUUGUCUCGCAUUUAACUAUAGACUUACUGGUGAAGGAAUGUGUUUCACAAAAAAUUCUCUUUUUAAUGGAUUCAGGUCUGUUAAUUUCCCAGCUAGUAUACAUCUCCGAGUACCAAGAAGUGUUGCACAGACAAUGAAACCUGAAACCGGCUUUGAUGUGUCUCGUCUUGAAUGUGGGAACGAGCAAAGUAAAGUAGUUGAAUUGCCUAUCACAUAUGACACCACCAUUCAAAGAUUCAAGUGGGUUUAUAUCUACGCAUUUGCUUCUGUCAUUGGUAUUCUUGAACUAGUCCUUUUGGUAGCAGCUUGGUGGUUUCUUUAUAAGAAGCAUGGUCUUUCAACUUCUAUGGAAGAUGGAUAUCGUGCCAUUUCAAAUCAGUUUAGGAGCUUUAGCUACAACGAGCUCAAGACUGCAACAGGGAAAUUUAAGGAAGUUCUAGGAAAGGGAGGGUUUGGUGCUGUUUACAAGGGUAUUCUGGCAGAUGAGAGAGCAGUUGCAGUGAAGAAACUAGAAAAUAUAUUCCAAGGAGAAGAAGAAUUUUGGGCAGAAGUGAGUACAAUUGGUAAAAUCAAUCAUAUGAACCUUGCAAGAAUGUGGGGUUUUUGUUCCGAAAGGAAACACAAGCUCUUGGUUUAUGAGCUUGUGGAAAAUGGAUCUUUGGACAGACACUUGUUCUCCACCCAAACCCUUGUUGGAUGGAAAGAGCGGCUUAAAGUUGCAAUAGGCACGGCUAAAGGAUUAGCUUACCUUCACCAUGAGUGCCUAGAAUGGGUUAUCCAUUGUGAUGUGAAACCUGAAAAUAUACUCUUGGAUGAGGAUUUUGAGCCAAAAAUUUCAGACUUUGGGCUAGCAAAGCUACGUCAAAGAGGGAGUCAGGGUUCAGCAGAGCUGACCGGAAUCAGAGGAACAAAAGGUUAUAUGGCACCUGAAUGGGCAUUGAACCAACCCAUUACUGCAAAGGUUGAUGUCUACAGUUAUGGAGUUGUUAUCCUAGAGCUUGUCAAGGGAAUUCGACUGUCAAGUAGGGUGGUGGAUGAUCAUAAUGACUUAGAGGAUAUAUCAGAACUGGUAAAAAUUGUGAGAUUGGCUAAAAGCAAAAUGCAGAAUGAAGAAGAUUCAUGGGUAGAAGACUUUGUAGACCCGAGAUUGGAAGGAAACUUCAGUAGAUACCAAGCUGGUAUAAUGAUUAAGGUUGGACUUUCUUGCGUGGAGGAUGAUAAAAAUAAAAGGCCAACCAUGGAGUCAGUUGUUCAUGUUCUUGCAGAAUGUGAAGACGAGAUAUUAAUGUCCAUUUCCGGCACCUCAUAACUCCAUUUUCACUCUAUGUAUUUACUUACAUUCAGACUUGCAGUUGUUCCCAACUUUUAAUAUAACUGUAUGUUGUAAACCAAUAACUGAAAUGUGCAAGAUGUGCUGAUAUUAAAUAUUGGCUAAAAUUUAUUGUAUUCUUUUCAUAUUUCUGGUAGA